This is a messenger RNA of Danio aesculapii, 7558 nucleotides long. RefSeq lists its product as uncharacterized. The record is from RefSeq and is a predicted model, not a curated record. NCBI's taxonomy places the organism in Eukaryota, Metazoa, Chordata, Actinopteri, Cypriniformes, Danionidae. The transcript has 14 exons. Bases 193 to 3534 code for a protein of 1113 amino acids.
UGAGAUAGCAGCUUUUAAACGUUUCAGUGGACUUCGAUUUGUUAACAAACUUUUCUUAUACUUCUUAUACUUAAACUAUAUACUAUAAUAAAUGAAGUCCCGUCUUCACGAAUCUCCAAGUUUGUUGACUGUCUGAACGCGUUGGACGUGGCUGUUUUUAUAAAGUAUAUGUAACGUUAGGUCUGCAAUAAUAUGAAGAACAUUUUAGAGAUCAUCCUUUUUUUGUUACCAACAUACGGUGUGUUUGCUGCUGAUGAAGUGCAGAUAUUGCCAGUGAAGAAGGGAAAUUAUGUGACUCUAAAACCUCAUCAUACUCAAAUAGAUAAUAUCAAUGUUAUACAGUGGAUUUUUGAAGAUCUAAUCAUUGCUAAAUUGGCUGGAAAUUACACCUCAUAUAACAAUGAAACAGAGAUAUUCAGAGAUAUAUUAAUGCUGGAAAAUCAGAAUGGAUCUCUGACCAUCAAGAACUUGACAACCAAUCAUACUGGACUUUAUAAAGCAGAGAUCAACCACAGGACCUCAUAUACGUUAUUCAACGUUACCGUCUAUAGUGUGUUUGGUGCUGAAAUUAACGUGUCAGUGUCCGUGAUUGAGGGACAGACUGUGACUCUUAACACCAAUUUUACUGAUAUGAAGAGAAUAAUUCGAAUGAGGUGGUUUAAAAAUAAGUCGUUUUUAAUUGCUAUAUCCAAUGGAAGUGAGAUCACCAGGGACAAAUUCAAAGAUGGACUGGAGCUGAACAAUCAGACUGGAUCUCUGACCAUCAUGGACAUCAAAACCACAGACACUGGAGUUUAUAAAGCAGAAAUCAACCACCAUUAUGGGACUUCAGAGUGGUUAUUCAAUGUUACUGUCAAUGGUUCAGGUUUAUCUCCAGGUGCUGCGGCAGGAAUAUCUGUCAUUGUUCUGCUGGUGUUUGCAGGAGCAGCGGCUUUUGCGUUUUACUAUCGCCAUAAAUUACCUGAUAUAAGACGCUUUCUCUCUGCUGAUAAUACGCUGUGUGGAAUCUUUAACACAAGACCAGUGGAGCUGCAUGAAGUGGAGAUCCCCGAACAGCAAAGUCUGAAAAAUGAAGAGAAGAUAGUGUCUGUGAAGAAGGGACAAUCUGUCACUCUAAAGCCUGAUGCUGUAAUUCAGAGAGACGAUCAGAUACUGUGGACGUUUGGACCUGAAGAGACUGUUAUCGCUGAAGUCAAUACCAGAGAGAUCUCCACAGGUGAUGGUGCUGAUGGGAGAUUCAGAGACAGACUGACGCUGGACUCUAUGACUGGAUCAGUAACAAUAACAAACACAGCAAGCGAACAUGUUGGAGUCUAUAAACUGAAGAUCAUCAGCAGCACAGGGACCUCAUGCCAAACAUUCAUUCUUACUCUCAUACAUGAAGCAAAGAUGAUGUCGGUGAAGGAGGGAGAAUCUGUCACUCUUAGGCCUGAUGCUGUAAUUCAGAGAAACGAUCAGAUACUGUGGACGUUUGGACCACAAGAGACUCGUAUCAGUGAAGUCAAUACCAGAGAGAUCUCCAAAGGUGAUGGUGCUGAAGGGAGAUGUAGAGACAGACUGAAACUGGACCCUACGACUGGAUCUGUAACAAUAACAAACACAGCAAGCGAACAUGUUGGAGUCUAUAAACUGAAGGUCAUCAGCAGCACAGGGACCUCAUACCAAACAUUCAUUCUUACUCUCACAUAUGAAGCAAGGAUGUUGUCGGUGAAGGAGGGAGAAUCUGUCACUCUAAAGCCUGAUGCUGUAAUUCAGAGAGACGAUCAGAUACUGUGGACGUUUGGACCACAAGAGACUCAUAUCAAUGAAGUCGAUACCAGAGAGAUCUCCAAAGGUGAUGGUGCUGAUGGGAGAUUCAGAGACAGGCUGAUGCUGGACUCUAUGAUGGGAUCAUUAACAAUAAGAAACGCAACAAGCAAACAUGUUGGAGACUAUAAACUGAAGAUCAUCAGCAGCACAGGGACCUCAUACCAAACAUUCAUACUUACUCUCACAUAUGAAGCAAGGAUGAUGUCUGUGAAGGAGGGACAAUCUGUCACUCUAAAGCCUGAUGCUGUAAUUCAGAGAAACGAUCAGAUACUGUGGACGUUUGGACCUCAAGAGACUCGUAUCAAUGAAUUCAAUACCAGAGAGAUCUCCACAGGUGAUGGUGCUGAUGGGAGAUUCAGAGACAAACUGAGGCUGGACGCUACAACUGGAUCUAUAACAAUAACAAACACAACAAGCAAAUAUGUUGGAGUCUAUAAACUGAAGAUCAUCAGCAACACGGGGACCUCAUACCAAACUUUCAUUUUUACUCUCAUACAGGAUGGGAUUUUAGUGACAGAGGGAAGUUCUGUCACUUUAAACCCUGACACUGAAAUACAGAAAGGCGAUUUGAUCCUGUGGAUGUUUGGAGAGGAUGAUAGUCAGAUAAAGAUAGCUGAAAUGAAAAAGACAUUCGAUGGUCCUGAUGCGAUAUUUACAAACAGACUGAUCUCUGACAAGAAAACUGGAUCUCUGACCAUCAAAGAUAUCAAAGAGUAUCACGCAGGACUGUACAAACUACAGAUCAGCAACAGCAGCAGGGCGACCACAAACAAGACCUUCAAAGUGCUGGUAAACUUCGAGAAAGUGUCAGUGAUGGAGGGAAACCCUGUCACGCUAAAGGUUCAUGUUGAAAUUGAUAAAAAAGAUGAGAUACAGUGGCUGUACGAAGAAGAAAACACUCUUAUAGCUGAAAUGAAGCGAAGGGGCAGAGAUAAAAAUUAUGUUGGAGGUGGGAGAUUUAAAGACAGACUGAUGGUGGAUGACAAGACUGGAUCUCUGACCAUCAAGAACACCAGACCCGAUCACGCUGGACUUUAUACACUAAAGAUCAACAGCAGCAAAGGGACCUCCUACAAACACUUCUCAAUGUUUGUCAGAGCGAGGAUGAUAUUAGAAAAGGAGGGAAACAACAUCACUCUGAAUGUUCAGGCUGAAUUACAAAGAGAUGAUCUGAUCCUGUGGAUGUUUGAAGACGAAAACAAUCUCAUAGCUCAAAUGAAUGGAGAAACCAAAGAGACCACAUUUACUGAAGACGAGAGAUUCAGAAACAAACUGCUGCUGGACGAGAAGACUGGAUCUCUGACCAUCAGAAACGCGAGAAACGAACACUCUGGAGCUUAUAAACUACACAUCGUCAGCAGCAAAAAGUCCACGCACAGCACAUUCAGAAUUUUUGUGUGUGAUUAUUCUGAUCCAAACACGGUGUCUGUGACGGCGGAAGAAAGCUUAAUUUUGAUCACUAAUUUUAAUGUAGAGCGAGAUGACCAACUGCAGUGGACAUUUGAAGGUGUGACGCUAGCAUCUGGAAUGAACGGAGACGUCAGUAAGACUUCAUACGGGGAUGAUGAGAGAUUCAGAGGCAGGCUGGAGCUGCACCAUCAAACCGCAUCUCUGACCGUGAAAAACACCAGAAGAUAUCACUCUGGAGUUUAUCAGCUAAAACUCUGGAAUAGACACAAGAAAAACGUUUGCUUGAAAGUCAAUGUUACCGUUUCUGGUGGGUAACUUAACUCUAAUUAACUUUUAAAUGAUACUCAAAUCUAUUAUUGGUUUUUUAAAAAGUGCUAAAAUCAAAUUUUCUAACAUAUUUGCUCAACUAAAGCCUUGAAAUGACAAUCUGCAUCUUAACGGAUCUAAACAGGGCCUGGAAGAUCUCACUACAUUUGUGACCCUGGGGCUGUAUUUAUCAAGCUUCUCAAAGUGCCAUUUUAGUCUUAAGUUUGAAAGUAAAUUCAUGAAUUCGCACCACGUACAGUAAGUAUAAAAGCAAGUUAUCACAUUUCUUAAAGCUAAUGACUCUUCCACUUCCAGUUAUUUAGUCCGCUCUCUCAAGUGGUUUGGAGUUGGUAGUAAGGGUUUGUGUUGGGGCUGUAGAGUAGACAACUGCACAAUGCAUAUUUUUCAGUGAUCUUGUUGACUGAAUAGUGAUGCGCUAAGAGAGUAAGAUGAGUGGUACACGUGAGUUAACUUGCAGUUUGAAAAAAAUCUGAACCUUGUGAAACAGAUUAUUUUUUUUAUGUGUCCCUGCUUGAUUGUCACCACAAAUACUAACAGCUCUUUCCAGUGAUUUGCUGGAAGCCGGAAUAUAAAAGUACAGCCUUGUGCUACAGUAGUUGUCCAUGUUGCUUUAGUGCACCAGAUAAAUAACAGUUGUUUUGUUUUUAAUAAUUUAUAUUUGGCUAUUUUAGAUUUUUCUAUUUCUAUGUCAUUAUCCAAAAUCACAGUUGUGGCACAGCGAAGUGAAGUUGCACAUUUAAAGCUGGUCUCCCAUCCAAUCAUUAGUAAGCCAAUCAGAUUAAUCCACACUCACUGUAAGUAGCCCGUCUAUCAUUACUCACUUAUCUUAAUUUUUCAAAGAAUCCCGCAUCCACCCCAUCUUCCCUCUUUUACCAGGGGGAACUCUCGAGAACUACCUGAUCACGUACCCCCUUACAUGCUUUUCGACCAGGCAGCCCUGUGCUCAAUUAUCUCCGAGCUCAGGGUUCUCUCCAAGGACAACAUGCCAAACUUGCUAAUAUUAUUAAGCAAUAUCUAAGUCACCUUUAAAACUGAUGCUUAAUAUUUACUACACUUCACUUAAAGUACAUCUGAUUAUGAGUAAUUCACAGAAGCUUGAUAAAUACGGACCCUGGACAACAAAACCAGUCAUUAAACGCCUAUUUAAAAACAAAAACCUGGGAUGAAUUAUCUGAAAGCUGAAUAAACAUUGCAUUGAUGUAUGGUUUGUUGGAAAAUAUUAGUCAGAUAUUCAAGUAUUUAAAAAUUAAUCUGAAAUCUGAAAUAUUGAGAAAAAUCAUCUUUAAAAUUAAAUUCUUAGUAACACAUAUUACAAAUUAUUUUAAUAUAUUUAUGGUAAGAAAUUUGCAUCAUUUUUAAAAGAUCAUUUAUGAAUUGUUAAAUGUAUCUGUGCAACUUCUGGUUGUGUGCUCUGCUCUCAUAUAUUAGCAGUGUGGAUGAAAUUUAAUAAUCAAACACUUGAGUAAAAGUACAAAUUCCCUGACUAAAUUGAGUCCAGUAAAAACAAUAAUUAAGGACACAACUGUGACAAGGUUACUUGUCUCUAUCAGAAGUGAUAUUGAUAAUGUACUACAUUAAUGUAGGUAACUACAGAAUAGAUGAAGAUCUUCUCCCUUUUUGUCAGAUUUUUUUUCCAGAUGACAGCAGAAACGCACUGAAUGAAUCAGUUAAAAUACAGAUCUAGAAAUCCUGAGUAAUUUGUGAGUUAAACAGACCUUCCUGAAAAUUCAUAAUCGCUUUGAAAACUUUAGAUUUGAUACAGUGGAAAAAACAUUUUGGGGAUUUUUUUGUUUGUUUGUUUUUAGAUAGAAAUAAGAAAGAAAUCUAGAAAUAAGGCAAAAAAUCUUAAGUAAGAAAAGCCUUUUUUUGCAGUGUAGUUAAACCUGUGCAUGUUAUUGAUGUGCAAUCAUUGGUCAAUACCGUAGGAUGCGAGUGCAGCUAUUGGCAGGUUUGUAAGUUUGAGAAAAAGUGUUUUGACUAUUUAUUCAGCAGAGGGCCUUAAAGGUCUGUUCUUUUUUUGGGUUGUAAACAACUUUGGCUGUGAUCUCAAUGUUUGAUAUGUGUUACAUUACAUGGAUGGCUAUUGAAGAGACCGUUUACCCCACAAAAAUUCACAUUUACUCAUCCUCAAGUGGUCACAAACCUUUAUUGAUUUCCCUUUGUCCAUGAAAAAUGUUGGAAAGCUGAAAACAUUGACUUCCAUUAUAGGAAAAGCUGAUAGAGAUAUCCAACAUUUCUUCAAAAUGUCUUUUGUUUUCAACAGAAGAAAUAAAUCUAACAGAUGUGUGACAAGUGAAGGCAGAGUAAAUGAUGACAGAAUUGUCAUUUUUGGGUGAAAUGUCCCUUUAAAUUACUAGUUGAAAUGUUCAUUAAAUAGGUUUGCUAUAUCGUGAAGUGUGAUUUAAUAAAAUGUGCGUGUUAAAUUAUUUGUAUUUCAGUUAUAAAGUUUUCACAUAUCAGUGAAUUAAGCAAAAGUAUAGUUGAUGCUCCACCAGUGACUUUCUGUCUGUUCACCACACAACGCUGGGUCAAAUAUAGACAACCCAGACACUUUAUUGUUAAGUUACACAUUUUACAAUAUAACAUGUGUUGAAGGAUCUCAGGAAUCUGCAAACUCUGUCAGAAGCAUGGAAAAAAGAUCUCAAUCAGGAACUUUCAUUUAGAAAGCCUGUAGAGAGGCUCAGACACAAACUCUGAACACAGUAAGAUUGAAAUGAACACAUAACUGGCUAAUGCGGGUUUAUAUAACCCCACUGUUACUAAAAUUCAAUGACAAUAUCGUUGAUCACUCCUAAAUGGCAUUCAGGUAAAGGAACGCUCUUUCAUUGUGUGGCAGUGUAAAGAGAUCCUGAUUUUCUGGAAAGGAGUGCAUAAUAAAAUAAUGAAUGUCACUAUCCCUCUUGAACCAAAAAGUUAUAUAUUACAUUAUUUGAGAAGAGAAUAUAUAUAUAUAUAUUUGUUAAGCUAAACAAUUUCUAGCACUUUAUUGGAAAAAUUUGGAGGCUCCAAGUGUAGAGAGGUGGUUUAAGGAGAUCGCAGUAAAUAUGUCACUAGAGAUAAUUACAUAUAUUAUUAAAGAUAAUUUACUAUUACAUAUACUAUUAAAGAAGAGGUUUUUGAAGAUGCUUGGAACCUUUUUAUGUCUUAUUUCAAAAAAGAAAAUAGCAGGGAUAUACCUGAUGAGAAAAUAGAAGAUAUGUACUGUUGGUGAAAAAUGGCGACCAUGUUUUGUAAUAGGUGGCUCAACUUAUUACUAUUUUUUUUUUAUUUUAUUUUAAAACAAUUUUAUUUAAGCAAUUUUUUAUAUUUUAUUUUAUUUAUGUAUGUGGACAGCACACAUGUUGUUAUUUUUAUUUGUCUUUAUUUUCCUUGCUAUUUAGUUUUUUCUUUUGUAAGUUGUUGACUACAAGAUAUAAACGUAUGAGAUCAUUUAUGCUGUAGGUUUGUGUGUUGUAAUUGCAAUAAAAAAAUAAAAAUGACACUGUUUAACCCAAUAUAUUUAACCCAUAUAUUUGACCCAAUGUUGUGUUAUGACACCCAGCAUUUUUAGAGUGCGCUAAAUGUUAAUUAAAUCUCAAUUUCUGCGACAUUUAUAUAGAGAGUCAGAAUUUGAUGCACACAUCAGCAUCGCUAAGAGCUUCUAUGUUGAAACUAAAUAUGCAUGAAUAUAGUUUUGCUGCAUGCAGACCAGAAGAAGAUUAGCAUGAAUAUAUUUUGAGGUGUGUGCGCAUAUUUAUUUUUGUGAGUGUGCUCAGUUUUCCUUUUGACUAAUUUUACCCUCAGUGCUGUUAUGAUCUAGAGGUCAGCAGCUUCCCAGAAUGCUGUUUUAACAAACACAGCCACAUCUAUUAAGAUAUGACCGCUUUAAACAGGUUUCUUUCCAUCAAUGGUUUAUUUUACUUUAUUUUUAAUGGCCAGGUACCAUCUUUAGAAUUGGUUUUCUUGAUGUAAAUAAAGUGUGCGCUAACUUAAAAAUGUUUUCAGAGACAAUAAUAAAGUCUUUUUAAAAAUA